CACGGACAUGAGGAAAAGUGGGUGUACACAGUAGUUGCGCUGUGUGGCUCCACACUGCUCCGGCUCAGAUGAGCUCACACAUCGUAGGAUCCUACGUGAGAAAACGCAAGACAUCGAGCGGCAGCUCGGCCGUCAGUGGGAAGUGUGGAAGCUUUUGUGCAAAGGCUGUCGACUAUCUACAACUCAAAGUGGACAGAGAGAGGCACAAGAAGCCGUGCGUAAUUUGCCUCUCAUUUGAAAGACUGUUGGAUUUUUUUAAAGACUGUUUGACUAUAUGAAUGGAUGGGAUUGCACUCCUUUUUACAGUGGACGGGACUGGACUUCGGGCUGAGCGGCAGACGAAAAGAAGCCCACUUUGAAUAGUGCUUUCAAAUUUCUGUUUCUUUUUCCCCCCCUCUCUUCAUAAAAUGUCAGGCUUCCGUCCGUCAUACAUUGUCCACUUCAAGCCAGGCUGCUCAUUUGGAAGGACGCCAGACCUUCAUCCUCUCAAAUCUGCAAGUUCAGUCCAAUAAAUUGUGACAUUGUCCGUCAGCCUUGGAAUGAGAAAUCGAUACUCAAAAGAAGGGGAGGCGAUAUUCUUCCGGAAUUUUAACGAUCAGGUUCCCCGCCGUCCUUACAAAUAUGCAAUUUGCUUGGAUUAGGAUGGUUUGGUCCAGCUUGUCGCUCUUUUAGCGGGGAGAGCGCUGAUAGUGACUGAUUAUUGCUGUUGAUUUUGUCCAUGCAAGACUCUGGGUGGAAACAUGUCUGGCCACUUCUUUGAGAGGAUCGUUGCUAUCAGAGAUGGCAUUUUGGUCCAGCACUUCGGUUUUCACCUCUAAAGUGCCCCGGAAAAUCUUGUUCAUGUUCACCCUCUCCCUCUCUGUCACCUACUUGUUCUACAGCUUGAUGAGCUGCUACAACUCCCUGCAGUUCCCCCUGCAAGAGAACUACGCGUAUCAAGGGAGGCUGGUGACGGAGGAGACAACUUUUGUAACACUGAGGGAGAAACUUUAUUCCACUUCGCUCGGUUUUACUGGCCCAAACGAGAGAGCCACCUCGUUCCCCGCGGUAAAAGAGCAUGCUGAGGCCGAACAGAGGACGGUGGAGUGGAUUAGGACUCAGGCGUCUCCAACUAAAUCUGCGGCGGCGUAUCACAGCAGCGCGCUGGAGAGGGAGCAGCAGGAAUCCAGCACCACGGACAGCGACCUGAGGCUCAACUGCACGUCGGAUUACGGGGAGAAGAAGCUCCCGCAGGCCAUCAUCAUCGGGGUGAAGAAAGGGGGGACCCGAGCCCUUCUCGAGGCGCUCAGGGUCCACCCGGACGUCAGAGCCGUUGGAAAUGAGCCCCACUUCUUUGAUAGGAACUAUGAGAAGGGGCUGGACUGGUACAGAGACCUGAUGCCUUCAACGCUGGAGGGGCAGAUCACCAUGGAGAAGACGCCCAGCUACUUUGUGACUAACCAUGCCCCGAAGCGCAUCCACUCCAUGGCCAGAGACAUCAAGCUUAUUAUCGUGGUGCGUAAUCCUGUCACCAGAGCCAUUUCUGACUACACGCAAACUUUGUCCAAGAAACCUGAAAUCCCCACCUUUGAGGUUCUGGCUUUUAAGAACCGGACGCUGGGUCUUAUCGAUGCCUCCUGGAGUGCGUUGCGUAUAGGAAUAUACGCGCUUCACCUGGAGACCUGGAUGCAGUAUUUCCCUCUCUCCCAGAUGCACUUUGUCAGCGGGGAGAGGCUCAUUGUGGAUCCCGCAGGAGAGAUGGCCAAAGUGCAGGACUUCCUGGGACUGAAGCGCAUCGUCACAGACAAACACUUUUACUUCAACAAAACUAAAGGAUUCCCGUGUCUGAAGAAGCCAGAGGACAGCAGCACCCCGAGAUGCCUCGGCAAGUCUAAAGGGAGAACUCACCCUAAAAUCGAUGCGGAUGUGAUUCGGCGGCUGCACAAGUUCUACAAACCCUUUAACAUGAUGUUCUACCAAAUGACCGGCCAGAACUUUGAAUGGGAGCUGGGGGAGGCUGGUGAAUCUCGUAGCUCUCAGGACUAGCAUGGCACCACUUAGCCACACCACCAGCCUUCUCUCACUAAAACUACCAUCCUCCCCGCUUCAUCCUGAGAAAUAGUGCUCGAGCACGCCGACCAAUCAUGGCUGUCCUUGCAGUGUCGAUACCCAUUAGCAAGAGUUUACUGACUUGCAAAACCAUUAUUGUGUAUAAUUAACAAAAAAAUGUAUUUAUAUUUGUGUAAAUGAGAAGAUCUAUUCCUUUUUGUUUUGAGAGCAUUGAAAUGAUAAAAAUCAUGUUGACUAUGGCGAUGCAUGCGAUGAGUUAAGUGUCCUUACCUCAUGAGCCCUAAGGGUAAACUCUGCCUGUUUCUUCUCCCUUUACUUUCCUGCAGUUUGUUGGCCUCACACCCACUCAAUGGCACUCUGUACAAAAGAUAUUCUAUUUCAAUGGUUGAGACCAUGAAGUGCUUUGGAUUUUAUUUUAUUUUUUCCUUUCAGCACAGCCCUGCUGCUUUAGAAGACAGAGAAAGGAGAACAUAUAUAGUACUAUAAUCCUUUGACAUGUGCUUAUCAUUUUAUUGUCCAUAUUCUGAGUGGAGACAAUCCUUUUAAGUUUGCCAAAGUGUUCAUUUACUCUGUGUCACUGUUCUGGUUGCUCGGCACUCAUUAUUUGCACACAUAUUCAAUAGCAGAGCUGAUGUAUAUUGGCCAUCAUUCAGUAAUUGGAUUGUUUCACUGCACAGUCGAACAUUAGCAUACUGAUGACCAGGCACUCUGACGCUUUGCAGUAUCACUGGUUUUGGUAUAAUUUCACAAAUGAAUCCAUAUACUCCCUGUGCAUAAAACAAAUGUUACAUCUGGACAAAAACACUUUUCUAGAGUUCAGAACAAGCCCAAAAUAUCAGUUUACUGUAAGGGUUCCAUUUUGCCUCGUGACCCUCUUGUCACACUAAUGCAUGUCAACGGAGGGGAUGAAAAUCACUGCAACACCGCGCAGAAGUCCGUUACCGAACAUCUGCGGCGACGUGGUCUUCUGUCAUUAGAGAUUAAUGGUGUGUUAAAUAAACUGCUGCCGCUGGAACAAAGUCAAUGUCAGAGAAAAUUUGCUGUCAAGGUAAAGCCACAUACAUGCCCAGGUAAAUUACCAAGCCAUUACUGUAUGUGCUUAAUCUGACUGAGAGCAUUUCUGCCAGGAAAAUGUAUUAUGAACAUGUGACAAACAGGGUUUUGCUGUGAAAUUCUCAUUUACUCAUCCAUAGCAGUAACAGGAGUCAUCUUAUUUUCUUUAUUAUUAUUAUCAUUAUUAGUAUUACUAUAUUAAUUUGCACAACCCACUUUGUGUCUGUCUGUUGUCUCUGGACUUUCCAUCAAUUGAGACAAUCAAUACAGUCAAUGAGUCAAUAAAUACAGU
Messenger RNA from Cololabis saira (Pacific saury), 3394 nucleotides. It is a transcript of the gene hs3st4, whose product is annotated as heparan sulfate (glucosamine) 3-O-sulfotransferase 4. The transcript has 2 exons. The record is from RefSeq and is a predicted model, not a curated record. NCBI's taxonomy places the organism in Eukaryota, Metazoa, Chordata, Actinopteri, Beloniformes, Belonidae. Bases 781 to 2025 code for a protein of 414 amino acids. Gene Ontology annotation, molecular function: [heparan sulfate]-glucosamine 3-sulfotransferase activity.